GGGGGGGGGGCGACGAUGGAGCAAUCGAGCCGGGCCAGGAGGCAGGGCCGCCCUUCCCUUCCGGCCCGCGGCUUGGGGAUCGGGCCUGGAGGCCUCGGGGUCCCACUCUGGAAGGGGGGCCCGCGCCGGUCCCUACGCAUCGCAAUCCCGCCCGCCCGCCACGCUGGCCAGGGCGCAGGUGCUGGCCCGCAGCCCCGCCCCACUAAGGCUGGAGUCCGCUCGAGCCCUGCCUCUCCAGGGGCGGGGCCGCCUGUCCCGCCCAUAAAUGGGCGGAGCCGACAAAUCCACGCCCCUCCAAGGGUGGCAUACAUCGUUACUCCGCCCCACCCGGAGGCGGAGUCAGUCUUGCCCGGCGCCAGGCCACGCUCCGCCCGCCGCCCUCAGAUCGCGCCACGAUCCAGGGUCCCGGCCUCCCGCAGGGCAAAGGCAGCUGGCGGUGUAGACGCGGGUAGCCUCGCCAUGAAGUCCCGCAGGGAUAAGCUACACAUCCCGGCCCUGACCCUCGAUCUGUCCCCGAGCAGCCAGAGCCCAGCGCUGCUCAGCCCCAGCAGCCCCUGCAGCCCCUGCAGCCCUUCGCUGGGCCUGCACCUUUGGAGCUGCCGCAGUGGGAACCGGAAAAGCUUGGUGGUAGGGACGCCAUCUCCGACGCUCUCCCGGCCCCUGUCACCCCUGUCCAUCCCAACCGCAGGCAGCAGCCCCUUGGACAGCCCUCGGAACUUCUCAGCUUCGUCCGCAAUCAACUUCCCCUUUGCCCGGAGGGCCGAUGGCAGAAGAUGGUCCCUUGCAUCCCUCCCGUCUUCUGGCUAUGGCACCAACACACCCAGCUCCACCGUCUCGUCGAGCUCAUCCUCCCGGGAGCGUCUCCACCAGCUUCCCUUCCAGCCGACGCCGGACGAGCUGCGCUUCCUGUCCAAGCAUUUCCGAAGCUCGGAGAGCGUGGUGGACGAGGAGGGUGGCCGCUCGCCCCGCCUGCGGCCCCGCUCCCGCAGCCUCAGCCCGGGCCGCGCCACCGGCAGCUUCGAUAACGAGAUUGUGAUGAUGAACCACGUGUACCGGGAGCGGUUCCCCAAGGCCACCGCCCAGAUGGAGGGCCGGCUGCAGGAAUUCCUGGCCGCCUCCGCGCCCGGCGCCCGGCUGGCCCUGGCCGACGGGGUCCUGGGCUUCAUCCACCACCAGAUUGUGGAGCUGGCCCGGGACUGCCUGGCCAAGUCCGCCGAGGCGCUGGUCACCUCGCGCUACUUCCUGGAGAUGCAGGAGAAGCUGGAGCGGCUGCUGCAGGACGCUCAUGAGCGCUCCGACAGCGAGGAGGUGGGCUUCAUCCUCCAGCUGGUCCGGAAGCUGCUGAUCAUCAUCGCGAGGCCUGCUCGGCUCCUGGAGUGCCUGGAGUUCGACCCCGAGGAGUUCUACCACUUUCUGGAGGCGGCCGAGGGCCAGGCGCGUGAGGGCCAGGGCAUCAAGACUGACCUGCCGCAGUACAUCAUCGGGCAGCUGGGCCUGGCCAAGGACCCGCUGGAGGAGAUUGUGCCUCUGAACGACAUCGACAGAGGACAGCCCCCUGCACCAGAGUCACCAGAGAACCGUGCCCUGGGCGGCCCGUCUCGGAGAAAGCCAUGUGAGAGCGACUUUGAGACCAUCAAGCUCAUCAGCAACGGGGCCUAUGGGGCCGUGUACCUGGUGCGGCACCGAGACACGCGGCAGCGCUUCGCCAUCAAGAAGAUCAACAAGCAAAACCUGAUGCUGCGGAACCAGAUCCAGCAGGUGUUUGUGGAGCGCGACAUCCUCACCUUCGCGGAGAACCCCUUCGUGGUCAGCAUGUUCUGCUCCUUCGAGACGCGGCGCCACCUGUGCAUGGUCAUGGAGUACGUGGAAGGCGGUGACUGUGCCACACUACUGAAGAACAUGGGCCCCCUGCCGGUGGACAUGGCGCGCAUGUACUUCGCGGAGACCGUGCUGGCGCUCGAGUACCUGCACAACUAUGGCAUCGUGCACCGUGACCUCAAGCCUGACAACCUGCUCAUCACCUCACUGGGCCACAUCAAGCUGACCGACUUCGGGCUGUCCAAGAUCGGGCUCAUGAGCAUGGCCACCAACCUGUAUGAGGGCCACAUCGAGAAGGACGCACGCGAGUUCGUGGACAAGCAGGUGUGUGGGACCCCCGAAUACAUCGCUCCCGAGGUCAUCUUCCGCCAGGGCUAUGGGAAGCCGGUAGACUGGUGGGCCAUGGGCGUCAUCCUCUACGAGUUCCUGGUGGGCUGCGUGCCGUUCUUCGGGGACACGCCGGAGGAGCUGUUCGGGCAGGUGCUCAGCGAUGAGAUCAUGUGGCCGGAAGGGGAAGAGGCGCUUCCCACUGAUGCCCAAGACCUCAUCACCAGGCUGCUGCGGCAGAGUCCGAUGGACCGUCUGGGCACUGGUGGCACCCACGAGGUCAAGCAGCAUCUCUUCUUCCUGGGCCUGGACUGGGCAGGGCUCCUGCGACACAAAGCCGAGUUCGUGCCGCAGCUGGAGGCCGAGGAUGACACCAGCUACUUCGACACGCGCUCGGAACGCUACCGCCACCUGGGCUCCGAGGAGGACGAGACCAACGAUGAGGAGUCCUCCACCGAGAUUCCGAAGUUCUCCUCCUGCUCCCACCGCUUCAGCAAGGUCUACAGCAGCUCUGAGUUCCUGGCUGUACAGCCAGCCCCCACCUUCACCGAAAGGAGCUUCAGUGUGGACCGAGAGGAGGGGUGGGAACGCGGCGGUGAGGGGGACAGUGGCCACCCGCUGAGCACUGAGGUCCGGCUGCGGUCCUGGACAUCCUCCGGGUCCUCCUGUCACUCAGCAUCGCCCCAGCCUGCGCGGGGCCCCAGCCCAUCACUCCUGAGCAACAUCAGCCUGGACAUGAUGCCCAAGUUUGCCUUCUCAUCAGAAGAUGAGGGAGCAGGCCCAGCCCCUGUGGACCCCAAAAAGCCUGUCUUCAUUCUGGGGGAGCCUGAUCCACCACCGCCAACCACCCCAGUAACACCCAAACCCUCAAGCCUUUCUGCCGACACAGCAGCCCUCAGCCCCUCGAGGCUUCGGAGCAACAGCACGGGUGCCCGGCACUCCACGCCCCGAACCCUGGACGCUGGCCGGGGCCGCCGCCUGGGGCCAAGCCGAGACCUUGCCUGCGACAAGACGAAGGCCAGCCCCGGCGGGGGCGGGGGCGGCGGCGGAGGGCGUGUGCCCAAGUCAGCGUCUGUCUCGGCUCUGUCUCUCGUCAUCACCGCAGACGACGGCAGCGGCGGCCCCCUUAUGAGCCCCCUGUCCCCGCGUUCGCUGUCCUCGAACCCGUCCUCCCGAGACUCCUCACCGAGCCGGGACCCGUCGCCCAUGUGCAGCAGCCUGCGGCCCCCCGUGGUCAUCCACAGCUCAGGCAAGAAGUAUGGCUUCAGCCUGCGUGCCAUUCGCGUCUACAUGGGCGACAGCAACGUCUACACAGUGCACCACGUCGUCUGGAGCGUGGAGGAGGGGAGCCCCGCCCAGGAGGCCGGGCUGCGUGCUGGGGACCUCAUCACACACAUCAACGGCGAGUCCGUGCUGGGACUGGUGCACAGGGACGUCGUGGAGCUGCUGCUGAAGAGCGGGAAUAAGAUCUCGCUGAGGACCACGGCGCUGGAGAACACGUCCAUCAGGGUGGGCCCAGCGCGCAAGGAUGCGGCCAAGGGGCGCAUGGCGCGGCGCAGUAAGCGCAGCCGGCGGCGGGAGACGCAGGACCGGCGGAAGUCUCUGUUCAAGAAGAUCUCGAAGCAGUCGUCUGUCCUGCACACCAGCCGCAGCUUCUCCUCUGGCCUCCACCACUCGCUGUCCUCCAGCGAGAGCCUGCCGGGGUCCCCCACCCACAGCCUGUCGCCCAGCCCCACCACACCCUGCCGCAGCCCGGCGCCCGACGGCAGCACCAACACAGACACCACGUCCCCGCCCAGCGUGUCCCCGAGCUCCAGCAGCCCCGCGUCCCCGGCCACCGCUAGCCACGCCCGCCCCAGCUCCCUGCACGGCCUGGCCGCCAAGCUGGGGCCGCCGCGGCACAAGGGUGGGCGCCGCAAGUCCACCAGCAGCAUCCCGCCCUCGCCGCUGGCCUGCCCACCCUUGCCCGCGCCGCUGCCCCGCUCGCCUGCGCCCGGGUCCCCGCGCCUGCGCCGGGGGCAGUCGGCCGACAAGCCGGGCACAGGCGAGCGGCCGGACCCCGAGCUGGUGGUCAUGCGGCGGCUGCACCUGUCCGAGCGCCGCGACUCCUUCAAGAAGCAGGAGGCCGUGCAGGAGGUGAGCUUCGACGACGAGCCGCCACCCGCGCCCGCGCCCGUGCCGCGCAUCGCCGUGCAGGGUGCCGAGCCGGCGCGCGCGGCCGGGGACUGAGCCGCGCGCACUGAGGGGUCCGGGCCGGGACGCGCGCGGCCGCCUUGUACAUAGCGAACCCGCCACUAAUUUAUUACUUUUUCUAAGCAAUAGCCGGGCUGAGCCACCCGCGGGUGGCCACCAGGGCCCCGGCCAAGCUGGGAAGCAAGCACUUUGGACAGCUCGUCUUCGUGCGCGGGCUCUAGUCUCCCCGUCCCUCUGAAGUUUUUGUGUGCAUUAGUGUUCAAUCCUGACCCAAGACCGAGCUCACGCGUCCGGGCCUAGUUUGGCUAUGACUUGCAGGGUCUGCAAACGAUGUCCCUCCCUUCCAAAACCAUAAGGGACUGGAGUCUGAAGACCACAUCCCACUGUUCUGGCUGCUGUCCUUGCUACAGUGUGACUCCAGUCUUUCAGGCUUUAGCCUGCGGAAAGGCCAUGGGACCUGGGGCUUUGAUGGAUAAGUAGGAGUUCACCAGUUUAGGUAGUGAGUCAGGGAUGCCCUGGGAGGUGCCAGUCUGACCUCAGAGGGCACUGCUGAGGUGGGAGGAAGGUGCCCCGCCCACCAUGUGUCCAGGGUGGUCCCCUCAUGUGUCCGGCCUCCCUAGGAUGAGCGUACAGUGGGGCAGCCCAGCUUCUCAGGCAGGGAGGCCCAGGUUUGAGUUUCAGCUUCACUGUGUGGCUCUGGGAAAGUGGCUUUCCCGCUCUGUGCCUCAGUUUCCUUUUGUUUACAAAACUAAUCCCAACGACUAUGUAUCAAGAGCCUGCUGUGUGUGCCAAGCGCUUCGCUCGUGGCUCCUCCCUCAGCCAGCAGGGAGAAGGCCAAAGGUGGCGACCUUGUCCCCUCUGCGGCCCAAGCAGCUGAGGCUCGACCAGGGGCAGGCUCUGGUCCCUGGACCGAGCAGCAAAAGGCUGGUGGAAGGGACCCUCGACCACGUGGCCCGCCCCACCCAAUGGGGUGCUGUGUGGAUCCUGCCCCCUCCUCUUCCCCAUGAUGCUCUGCCCACCUGGUGAGGGAGAUUCCUAGGCGCUGCGUCCCUCCCACAGCCCCCGCCCAGCCCUGCCUGGUGUUGGAGGAUAAACCAAGGCUGUGCAUGACUUGCUCCUCCUUCCAUCCUGGAGCUGGCAGUGAAUAAAAGCCCACAUUUACAAAGAGGA
This is a messenger RNA of Heterocephalus glaber (naked mole-rat), 5508 nucleotides long. The record is from RefSeq and is a predicted model, not a curated record. NCBI's taxonomy places the organism in Eukaryota, Metazoa, Chordata, Mammalia, Rodentia, Bathyergidae.